This is a messenger RNA of Amoebophrya sp. A25, 8416 nucleotides long. The record is from the annotation of a GenBank genome assembly. Lineage: Eukaryota; Dinophyceae; Syndiniales; Amoebophryaceae.
GCUCUGUCGCAAGGUUGUGGUGGAGGUGCAGUCUCGUUAAUCCUUUAUAAACAUACUCAGUUUGUUGUUCAGGCCAGCACCCAGACCCAAUUACAGUACUCUACGUACCCCAAUUUGUACCUGUUUUUGAUGCCAUCUCUCGGUACUAGAAUUCAUUAGAGGUUUUAGCAAAGAUUCAUUGCAUGUGUAUGUCCUCGCUUAUGCACUCAAGAUUUUGAGACUUAUGUAUAAAAUAGUUAUCUUCCUACAACUAAGACUUUUAGACUAUAAUUCAGUAGAUAAAAUCAUUACCUUUAGCUUUCUGAACAUUUUCGAGUACAUAGUCAUUCUUUCAACAACAUGACAUCUAUGACGCCUUCCGUUGAAUUGCAAGGGAUGUCGCUUGCAGAACGGAGUGGAACGAUCUAUUCACCGGAUGAUGGUCCAGCUCCAGCGCCCACUGGAAUAACAUCGCCGAGUGGCACCAGUGCUAGUCACAUUAAGGGUAGGGUAAAGGUGCUUUUGUUCCCGCUUUUUAUGCCUUUCCUAAGGGAGAAAGGCAGAAAAAGCGGGGUCCACGAGCACCAAGACCCUACCGCUAAUCACAGUGCAACUGCUCCACGCUUCACUGAGUUCGAAGAAGAGAUUAUUGGAGGAGCCACGCCAACGACAUCAACGACAAAUGGAAGUGGAGGUUCUUUGCCUUCAUCUGGAUCGUUCUCCAUAGCAGACGGAACAAUUGGAGCAGGUGUAAUCAUCGGUGGAGGAAGCACAGGAACUCAAGCUGCUGCAAGAACUUCGUCUGUUUCUACUUCCUUGAACGGUACAACAACAUCUAGUACUUCUAGUGCUGCAAGUUGUACGAUCGUCAGCGCUUCUUCAUUGCAAACUGCAUCAUUUGUACCUACCGAAUCUUCUGGUUCUACCGCAUCUACUCCUGGUGCUGCUCAUCCAGCAACGCCUUUGGGAUCUCCCUCAUUGCAGACACGAGAGCAGCUCGUUGUGGGCACAAGUCCUGCUUCCUCAUUGCAGACACGAGAGCAGCUCGUUGUGGGCACAAGUCCUGCUUCCAGUUCGACCUCACCAUACAUUGAAAAUUCACGAGGACCAAAUCACAGAACAACGAGAACAACUCCUGGCCGCGUGGUGUCUAAAGAAGAAGCGGUCCUUGUCACUGGAGGUGAAGCGGCAAAUGAAAAGGACAACGACGAAGGAUUUCAGCAAGAGCAGUACUAUCACACUGCAGGUGGAGGCGGAGCAGGCAGUGUAAUUGAGAUGCAGGCAAUGGCAACAACUGCAGCAGAAGCCACAAAUGGAGUUGCUGAGAAAGGUGCCCAGCUUCCACCACUGGCGCUAGCCGCGACAUCUUCAGCUAUAACAGCUAUAACCUCUAACGCAGCCUCUUCUUCGGUUGAAGAACAAUCGCUUAAAGAACAAGAAUAUUGUUCCGACGCAAAUUAUUUUCACCUGUGUCGUGUGAACGAUUUUCCAUUGCUUUUGAGUAGUUUGCAAAGCGAAUCUGAACCCCGGUUGAAACGCUUAGGGAAGGCACGGGAUCCUGAGGGACACUCGUUGCUACACUGGGCAGCACUCUUUCCGGAAAAUCUUGAUAUCCUCAGAUGGUGCAUUAUGAUGAAGAGAUGAUGAUGAAACAAGAACUACUUGCUGAGAAAGACAACUGUUAUUAGAAUCCUCAGUAGGUGUACUUAAUACACGAUACUCAAAAGAUGAAGUUGAACUUUGACAUGUACUGUUCCGGUAUUCGCCGGUAGCCGGACUUCGAUCUCACGGGGUUCUCUUCUUGCUUUCCCUUGUGAUCAAGAUCAGGUUACCAAAUAAUUCCCGCACCUUUCAUGACCACAAUAAAAACUUCAAAAUCUUCUUCCCAAUCUGCGGGACAAAAUGAAUAAAAUUAUUACAUCAAAAGACACUGACGCUGUAGUUACUGAUAAUCACUAUCAAAUAUUACACAUUCCCUAUAAAUAUCUCUCCCAUCCCCAUCCUCUAUCUUCUUCAUACCAAUAGAGCAUCUGCAGUGCGACGUGGCCGCUCAGGCGCAAGGGACGGACCAAACCCCCCUAAUGUGGACCAUGACGAAGGUGCAUAGCGAUCCGUCAUUUAAGGCUCAUUCGUUGACAAGUCUUGCUUACACUUUGAGUUUUUGUUCUUGUGCUAGCUUUUCUUUCAUGCACCAUAAACAUAAUAUACAAGAACCUACAGAGCCUCGACGCAAUUUUUGACCACGAAGUGGAAGAUAAGGAUACUCACGACAUCGAGGCAUGCCUUCCCGUUCUAACCCUGCUUGGCCCUCUUUACAUCACGCCACCCAAGAUCAAAGAACACCGCCUUUUUUCGGCGUUAGGUAUCUUGUACGCCACAGCUUAGGCCCUUCUCUACGUUAUCGCGACUCACUGGGCGCAUCGGCAUUGUUAAUCGCGAUACAACACGGCAAUUUCAUGGGUUUUCUGCUCUGCUUAGGUGCAGACUUGAGCUGUGCCGAUGAUGUAGAUCACUAUGGAUGCACUGUCGCUCACUGGGCAGCUUUCAAAGGGGAAAUCACGAUGCUUCGGGUACAUGAGGAAGUUCAAGUUCAUGAGCCAAAGCACUGCCACUGAAUAAUUGGAUCAGUCUGUACAAGCUUAAUAUCAUCAUGCAUACUCAUCUACAUCCUUCACUUUCGGUUCAAAUCAAAAAAUCCUCAGAUUUUGAUUGCCCUCUUCGAUUCGAAGCUUUUCCGUCGAGUGGAUAGUCAAGGGAUGACGCCUCUACAUCGCGCUGUGACUGGUGGUAGGCACUCCAGCGUUGAAGCUUUGAUGACGCAUGCAGUGUCGAAGAAAUUGCUCGAUCCCCAUACGCGGUCGAAAAUUAAGGCAAGAUGGGCAUCGUCGAUUUCUUCAUAGUACAGUAGGUGUAAGAACACGGUUUUCGACCAUGAUGUCGAUCACCUACUUGGCCUUGACACGAAAUUAAACAGUUCUAAUCAUCAUGGUGCUACUGCCCUUGAUCUGGCCAAGCAAAACGCGGACGAAUACAUGACAAGGAUCAUCAGACGACAUCUCGCGAAGAUGGAGCAGUCGCUUAGUGCGAGUCUCAGUUCACGAGACCAAUCAGCUGGUAGUCCGGGAGACGACCAAGAACUUCCUAUGUCAACAUCUAGCGGAAGCGCAGCUAAUGGAGAUCAACAUAAUACAACAUUGAACGCAAGUAUGGAGCGAAAAAGUGCACUCACACUCAAGAAAUUGGCUAGGAUUGAUGUACUUAGGAAAGCAGCCACUUUUUUUUACUGUGAGUGCACUUUUUUCUUUCAUAGCAAGCAACAAAUUCUGGAACAACACAAAGCGUUGCUGUUUGAGCAAUCGCUUUUUACGCGUCCCCUUUUCAAUCGUGACGCGUACAUGGAACCAAGCGGCAAUCACAGGCGGAAACGGAGGUGGGGCUGUGUUUAAGGCUCCUCGUCGUGUUCACUUAUCAUAAAUAUGUUGGUCUUGCAAUUGCUAGAAAAGUCUCUUGGCGUUUUUUGGACUGUUGGUGAAUUAUAAUAGGCUUUUUUCACCUUUUUCUAAUGUCUUCAACGCCACAAACAGAGGAGCAGGUGCCUCUCCGACCGCAGCAGCUUUAGGUGGUAGCCCCUUAGGUGGCUUUUUCGCUGGAACUCAUCAUAGUUUUGGAGGCGGCCUGAUGAAUGGGGAUUUGUCGGUAUGAAGGGAGAAAGUGCACUCAUGAUCGUCAAGAAGAUAGGCACGUUCAUUCUAAAUAUGAAGCUGCGCCUUCACCUCGUCUUGAGCAUGAGCACACUUUUUCCCGUCAUAGUCUGCUCUUUUACGCAUCUUCGCGAUACCAUGUGGGGUAAUUGCAAGUUGUUUCUCGCUCUCUUGGCGCGGAAAGGAUUAUUCUGUGCCUUUUUUCGCCUUCUCCGGGUUGGUCAUGAAGAUAUUAAGCUGAGUUGUAGAAUAAGGAGUUGUUCAUUUUAGUCGUAGAAUAAGGAAUUGCUCUUCUUUUUAGAAGGUACAAUUAGGCUGAACUACCUCAAGGCUACUUGACCACGUGGCUCAAGAGGGCACACGACAUGACGUCAGUAGCAAGAGUCGUGGCGUACUAAUCGAAAUUGUAGAAUAUGAAUAAGAAGUUGUUCAUUUUAGUAGCAAAAGUCGUGGUGUACGAAAAACUUGAGGUGGUUGCGGACGCGUUCUUGGUAGUUCACCUCGGGCAUUCACACAUACACACCCACUUCAAGUACUACAACAUCAAGUCACCAUAAUGAUAAGCAAAAACGCGACUUACUUACACCCAUAUCAGUAUUACCUAUUCCUCGCACCAUACCCAAACCUACUCCUACUACACGACCUACUCUGCUUACUCUUUAUUCGCACCUACACCUCGAUACCCCAAUAAAUCUAUAUCUGUCUGAGACCCUCCCAAACCUCUUCCUCGCGCAACUGCUAAAACAAUUCUGGCUUCGAUGGUACUUAUCACCUGGGCCCUCAAUUACAAGAGCAGUUCCAACGAGCAAUUAUGAUGCUUCAUUUUACUCUUCCCUCGUCUAUGGGCCCUACAUAAACACUGACGAUACGAAUCCGGCAUCUUGGCUGCAUUUCCUGAUCUUAUGCUCAGGUAUUUGAAGUAGAAACUCACUCUUCCUUUAGAAGGUGGAACGUCGAGAAGAUUAGAAUGAAGACACGAAUGUUGAAUGUACGAGGCUACUAGGGGAAAGCCGAAACUGGUAAGAGGGAUCUACAACCACUUAAAUCCACUCAAGCCGCUGAUUCACGGAUAGUGAUGUGAUCACGGAUACAUAAUAGAGGUGAAAGAUACAUUUCUGUUUCUCCUUCUACAACCUCUCUAAUGACCAUUGUGGGCGACCUCGUUGCGGCUUAUACGUAUCUUUCUCUGGUCUGCUGUGACCCUGGGACAGUGCCUAAGCCACACCCUCAAAAACGCAGACAGGCUAUGUGUCGAUAUCUCUCGACGCUACAGCAUGACGAAAAUAUGGAUCCUCAAACAGCGUUUAGAUUCUGCGACACAUGUUUUAUCGUACGCGACUUAAGAACGAAGCACUGUAGGGUUUGCGACGUCUGCGUUCACGAUUUCGAUCACCACUGUCUCUGGCUCAAUAUUAAGGCGGCCACUAGCAGUAUUCUUGGUAUGUAUAAUUCAAUUCCAGUAUGCGCAUGCAGUAUAGGGAUCCCUCAGCCGUAAGUUGUGUACUUCAAAUGUCAAUUUCAAAAACUGUUUAAGGAUAUUCUGCUUAAGGGAUGAUCCUUUUAAGGGAUCGAUCCGUCUAGAAGCUUCAUUUCUCUACAGUGAAGAUGAACUACUCCAAUAAGGGGUCCCCGUACCACUUCUAACAACAAUUGUGUCGGGAGAGCAAAUCAUCGGACCUUUUUGGUCUUCUGCGUCAGCCUUACUUCAAGUUUGGUCAUGUUUGCCCUGAAAAUACUUGUCUUCUUUUUCGAGUGGGGUGUCUUCGGUGGAGUUGGAGCUUUAGACGGAGUAGACGGGCACAUGCAGAGUAUCAAUAGGGGAACUACUAGAACUUCUUCUAUUACGGUUUGCAAGUUGACCAAUCUUCUGACGAGAGCAUAUCUCCGGCCACGAGGUUGGUGCCUUGUGGACGCAACCUGAUUGAUUGCUUGGCUUUCAAAGGGGAUAGAUACGUGAGCUAGAUCGGUCAACUUGCAAUCCCUAACUCUGCAGGAGCACUUCAGGCUCAUUCAAGUGGUGGUGGUGGACUGUUGUCGGAUAGGGAGAUGCUUCUCGAAUCGUUGGGGCGGACGGAUAGUGCCGUCAGCACUGAGGCGCUUAUUGGAGAGGGAUCGCUGUCCUCUGGUGUGGACUCACUACUUAAGACUCCCACUAUGCAUAAUUCAUGAUCUUUGACAUUGACGUGGUCGGCAGCCACAUCUUGUCGGUAAAAAGUGUCGAAGACCAUCACCAUAGGAUGUAUUUUCACCACUCGCUACAAUAGGAUUGAGUCACAGAAUAGGAACUGACUCGAUACAAUAGGAUUGAGUAACACAAUAGGAUGUAGUUGGAUCACACGAGUACUACAACAAGAACAAUAGGAUGGUGUAGUAUCACUUGAUCUUGAACCUCUCAUCUAGUAUAAUCUGCAGAAGAAGAAGAUGCAUUGCAUCGCCAUCUAAAGGAUGAACAGAGACUGAAAGACCUCAACACCGUUAGUUAGGACGCGCUUCAGGACACACCUCGUCCUCGCGUGAGAACGAAGCAAAGGCAACCUAUCCUAUCCUAUCUUAUCGUAUCUUAUGCUAUCCUAUCCUAUCUUAUCCUAUGCUAUCCUAGGCAUCAUAACAUGACCGAAAUAUUGGUUGGCGCUAAUAAUUCUUCUGCGACGUCUACGUCUUCGAAAAGGAGCAUAAUUUUUUUUCUGAACCUAUGGCCUUUAUCCAGCAUCUACAACACCAUGUUCGACAUUUUUUUCACGCUUCCGAAGCAUGGGGGUAAUGAAACAAGCACUUUGCCGUUCUACGAGCCGGCCUUAUUGUCACACUUUCUAGUUCUCGUAUUCGUGUGCAUGAUGGCUUUUUGGCUUGGAGGCCUCACGCAGUACCAAUUUGGCGUCGUUACCUCGAACCUAACGACAAAUGAAAUGCUCAACAUGGAUCGCUAUUCUUACGGCUACUAGUGCAUCACUAUCCCAUUCCUAUUUAGAUAUUUAAGUAGUAAAAGUACUAAUUUAAUUUGUUGUAUCUCAUACCUUUUCUUUCCUGGUUUUUGUUUUUUCCAGCUGGGUCGUUACUACUUUCCGAUAUUGAGUGGGUUCCCAUUGCAAAACAAGCCGGUUUCACGGGAAAGCAAGGUGUGAAUGCACACAUGGAGGGAUAGUGAGUUCUUAGCGUUAACAUAUCCAUCUAUGGCGAACGGCACCUCAAGUGGACGAUGUUGACAGUUCGUCAUCCACACCUGGAACUAUUGCAACUAUUACGGCUUACUACUUACAGUAAUUCAUCUUAGGGAGCAUCUUUGACUCCUUCUUUAAGAAGAAAGCACGAUAAAGAUGCUCUUCAAGAUGAAUAAAAGUAAGGUCUAAGACUACAAGCAGUGAAGAUAUGUUUAGCUUUGGUUUCGACGUAGCCGCUUCAACACGGAGAACGAAAAAGAGUCGCAUCUUUUCGAAUAUGUGGGAUAAGGGGAGUAAAAGUGAGAAUUGCCUAGAUUUCUGGUUUUCGCGAGAUCGUACGAUAUUGCCACAUCCGGAUGGCGGUUUAGACGAGUUGGAAGAUCUUCAAGGUCUUGUUGGAGGAGGAAGUGUUUCAGGUGGUGGAGUUGUCCAAGUAGUCCUUCAUAGUGCCAAAAAACUCGUCAUUGCUGUAGGCCAAGGAGCCUUAAGGGUUCCCACAUUACAUCCCUCACCAUCAUCCCUGACUCUUUUUCCGGUGGGAAAUGCGUCAGGGAUGUUCUGAGGAAUGUAAUUCCGUAACCUCUAAGUGUCUCUAGUUUUCUUAGCAGCAGUGGCGGGUCUAGCUCUAGGAGCAGUGGCGGGUCAUUGUUAUGGAUGAUGUUUUUUUUCCAUCUUUGGUUGGUUACGACCAUCCUCCUGGCGACUAAAUCUAAAAGUAUUUCAAGGGGGGCGGGGGCCGGACAAACUGCCAGGACGAUAGUCACGACUCAGCCUAGAAGAUGGAAAAAGCGCUAUUCCUUCACGAUCAGGAAGUCUUUUCAGUAACGCAAAGAUCAGACAACAAACAUAUUUGCCAGUAAGCACGGUUGUGGGUGCUAGCGAACACAGCGAUAACGAUCUGGCCUUUGAUCUAGGAAACGAUAGAGUUAACGCAAAAAUCGUCUAGUCUUAUUCUUCUUCUACUUCUUCCCAUAAGGGUUAACGCAAAAAUCGUAUAAAUAUGUAUUUCACUAGUUUUAGUUAGGUUGGCUCCACCACUAGUUAUAACCUCACACAUGCUCCUUCGCUUUCUUCUCUGUUCCAUCAAGAGAUCUUUUAGGGUUAAAAAUUCUUUGUUUCAUACGACUGCUACGUACAACUACUUUUUGUUUUUUCCACCAUGCUGAGUACUUAACUUUGUUCAGCACCGUCAAUAUCGCGCCAGAGGACUUCUGAUUUCUAUCCUGGAAGAAGAGUGAUCAUCUAUUUUCUAAAAUGUAGUAGACUCAUUCUCGUAUUUCCCGGCUCUUAUCUCACGCUUACCAGUUGCUAAGAUGCUGCUCGUCAUGACUGCGGUGUCGUGAACCUUUGUCAACCACGUCACCCGCUUCAUCUUCAUAUGUUGUUCUUGUUUGGAGAUGUUAAUCUUAAUGUUAACUGUCAGAGGAACGAGAUUUCUUUGGUGAGCGUAAAUCAGUGAAUCUUCUAUUGCGAGACUUGCUAACGCCUCACUUCGUGUUUUUAAUUCAGCAGUAUCCACAUCUUCAUGGGAAAUGUUUCACCCUGACGAGCAUACUCCGGGUUUUGCAGCAAGUGCCU